This is a messenger RNA of Alternaria burnsii, 1290 nucleotides long. Its product is annotated as fad binding domain-containing protein. The record is from RefSeq and is a predicted model, not a curated record. Gene Ontology annotation, molecular function: FAD binding; monooxygenase activity. Bases 1 to 1290 code for a protein of 429 amino acids. NCBI's taxonomy places the organism in Eukaryota, Fungi, Ascomycota, Dothideomycetes, Pleosporales, Pleosporaceae. The transcript is spliced from 3 exons. Gene Ontology annotation, biological process: secondary metabolite biosynthetic process.
AUGGCACAUAAGCUCGAUAUCCUGAUUGUCGGCGCUGGCCUCUCAGGUCUCGCCGCUGCGAUACAAUGCGCAUUGUCAGGGCAUUCAGUCACGGUAUUGGAAGGCGCAAGGGAGCUAGCUGAGAUAGGUGCCGGCCUUCAGUUGACACCUAAUGCCACACGUCUGCUCCAGAAGUGGUCUGUAUACGACACUAUCCGCGGCCAGGUCUGCGAACCCGUCACAUUGACUGUACACAACUACCGCGGCAAGAUCCUCGCGCACGAAGAGAACUUUGAUGCAAACAUCCGCCGCAAAUACGGCGCGCCAUUCUCCGAUUGCCAUCGCGUGGACCUGCAACAAGCGCUGGUGAAGCGAGCGAAAGAGCUGGGCGUAAUUGUUGUAUUGAACGCGAAAGUGACGAAUGUAGACUUUGGCUCAGCUACUGGCGACAGAGCGCGUGUAAAAACCUCUGAAGGCCAGAAAUACGACGCCGAUCUCAUUGUCGGAGCAGACGGACUGUGGUCUUCGUGUCGAUCUACAAUGCUAGGACGCAACGACCCUCCGCUACCCACCGGCGAUCUGGCAUAUCGCAUCGUGCUCAAGGUUGACCAAAUCAGCGAUCCGAAGUUGAGAGAGAUGGUCCAAUCUCCCGCGUGUCGAUUCUGGGCAGGUCCAGAUGCACACGUUGUAGCGUACAGUAUGCGCUGCGGCAACAUGUACAACGUGGUUUUGCUCGUGCCUGAUGAUCUCGAAGAAGGUGUUGCAAGGACAGAGGGCAACUUGGACGAGAUGAAAAAGUUGUUUGAGGGAUGGGAUCCAGUAUUAACCCAGCUACUCGGGUGUGUGGACAAAGUGGACAAGUGGAAACUGAUGCACCGGGCCGAGAUGGAAUCCUGGAUCAACGCGCAAAACAAUCUUGUGCUCAUCGGGGAUUCAUGUCACCCGAUGCUUCCCUAUCUCGCUCAAGGCGCGAAUUCUUCCAUCGAAGAUGGUGCCGUUCUGGGACUUUUACUUGCCCCGGAGCAUCUCAGCUCGAAGGAGAAGCUACCAGAUACCCUUCAACUCUUUCAACAACUACGGAAAGCACGAGGCGAGGGCAUCGUACGGGAGACAUUCAAGCAGCGAAAAGACUUCCACCUCCGCGACGGGCCAGAACAGGAAAGGCGCGAUGAACUGAUGUUGGGCCAACUUGGCAAGGAACUUCAAGGCGCAUUCCCAAGUCGGUGGACAUGUCCCGAGGUACAGCCUUGGCUGUACGGAUAUGACGCGAUGGACGAGGUGAAGGCGGCUGUGCGGGCAAAGUCAUCGUGA